Molecule: messenger RNA, 2391 nt
Organism: Durio zibethinus
Lineage: Eukaryota; Viridiplantae; Streptophyta; Magnoliopsida; Malvales; Malvaceae
Product: calmodulin-binding protein 60 A-like
Biological process (GO): regulation of salicylic acid biosynthetic process
Cellular component (GO): nucleus
Molecular function (GO): calmodulin binding; DNA-binding transcription factor activity; sequence-specific DNA binding
Source: RefSeq, a predicted model, not a curated record
AACACAUAAGAAAAAAGACAAACGCAAUCAAAGAAAACAAAAAGCUGAAAAGAAAGACGAUGAUAGAGUUUAAUGGCGAAGAAGCAUCCCAGACACAGCCAAAUUCAGACAAUGUGUAGGAAAGUGAGAUGGGAAAAAGGGUUUUAAGUGUUGGGUUGUUUUUUUCUUUUUUUUUCCUUUUGGUGUUUUUGGAUUUUACUCAUUGAUUAGCAUUUAUUGAUGAAUGAAUAGUUAUAUAAAUAUAUGUAUAUACUUGUGCUGGUUUCAGUUUUCAUUUAAGUGCCGAAUGUUGGGUUGUUUGGCUGUUGUUGUCUUGGUUUUUGUUAAUGAACAUCAUCGUUGCCCACCACAAAAAUCGCUAGUUUUUCUUGUUAGAUCAGUUCAUUGUAAUAAUGUCGCAGAAAAGGCCCCAGGAAGAUGGUAAGGCUCGACCAUCAGAAGGGAAUAGUCCUGAUCAGGAUAAACGGAGAAGGGUUCCAGCCUUGAGAAAUGUGGUCCAGGAGGUGAUGAAGUUGCAAUCAGUCCAGCAUUUGCUGGAGCCAGUUUUGGAGCCAUUGAUUCGUAGGGUGGUCAAAGAGGAAAUUGAAGUGGCUUUUAUAAAGCAUUUGAAUAGUAUGAAAAGGAAUGGUGUGAAGGAGGUAAAUUCUACCCAAUCAAGAAGCUUACAACUCCAAUUCCUAAACAAUCUCUCCCUUCCUGUAUUCACUGGAGCUCGAAUCGAGGCAGAAGAAUGUUCUGCCAUAAAGGUGGCUAUAAUUGAUGCUCUCACUGGUCAAAUAAUUACCUCUGGUCCAGAGUCCUCUGCCAAAGUAGAAAUUGUAGUUCUUGAGGGAGAUUUUGACGGUGAUGAGGGGGAUAAUUGGACACUUGAAGAGUUUAAGAAUAACAUUGUAAGAGAGAGAGAAGGAAAGAAACCUCUUCUUACGGGAGAUGCAUUUAUAACUCUUACGGAGGGCAUCGGUUUGGUGGGUGAGAUUUCAUUUACAGAUAAUUCAAGCUGGACAAGAAGCCGUCGUUUCAGACUUGGUGCAAGAGUUGUCGAUGUCUUUGGAACUAGAGUAAGGGAAGCAAAGACAGAAUCCUUCAUUGUCAGGGAUCAUCGUGGUGAAUUAUACAAGAAGCACCACCCUCCUUCUCACUCUGAUGAAGUAUGGAGAUUGGAGAAAAUUGGCAAAGAUGGGGCUUUCCAUAAGCGCUUGAGUCGGGAAAAUAUCAACACUGUAAAGGAUUUCUUGACCAUGCUCUUUAUAGAUCCAACAAGGCUCCGACAUAUCCUAGGCACAGGUAUGUCUGCUAAGAUGUGGGAAGUCACUGUGGAGCAUGCUCAAACAUGUGUGCUUGAUAAGAGGAGGCACUUGUACUGCCCUCCUGGCUCGCAACAGAAAUCUGGUGUGGUCUUCAACAUUGUGGGACAAGUGACUGGAAUAAUUUCAGAAUGCCAGUAUGUUACAAUUGAUAGGCUGUCAGAAACUGAGAAGAUUGAAGCUCAAAACUUGGUAAUUUCUGCAUUUGAGCACUGGGCAGAAGUUAUUGUUUUUGAUGACGAAGCCUCUCUCAUAGGUGGUUCUUCAAAUUUAGCUAAUAUUCCUUACACAAGCUCAGACAAGACACAGAUUUCGAAUGGCAGCAAGUUUUUGGCUACACAAAACAUGGGUGGGUUUGAUUUUGCUCAACCAAAUGCUUGUUCUCCAGAUAUCUAUUCGGUUAGUGGUUUGAGCGGCUUAGAAGAUUAUGCCCUGCACGGAAUUGAAAACAUGGGUCUUACAUAUGACCAAACUUUGAGUUACCCUGGCCAAGCCACCAAUUCCCUGAUCUGUGACACAGAUAUUACUCAGACUUUCUGUGAUGAGAAUCAUCUUCCAUUUUUUGAUAGCGGUCUUCAGUCUCAGAGCCUUGGCUUGGAAUCGCAAGCUGAUCUACAAAUGGCCUUUGAUGGAUUCCUUUUGCAACGUACUGUUGCUGUUCAAGCACAGAGGAGAUGGACCAAGGUUUUCAGUGUGCUGAAAUGGUUCUCUAUUAAAAGAAAAGUUAAAGAAAAAUUUCGGGCUCGGAGAUAUAGCAAUGGACAGUAAUAUUUUUACAGCUACAGUUGCAAAUAGUAGUGCUAUCCAAGUGAUGGUGCUGCCCUAUUAAAUUUUGCUUGCAGUUACAGAAUUCAACAAGCUGGAAGUAUCAGUCAGUGUAGAUACAGCUGCUUGUCUAUAAAAAUCCUUGUUCUUGUUGGAUGUCAGAAAACGCACCAUUUGUAUCAUAUUAAACUGUAGAUAUAUAGAUGCGCUUCACAGAAACAGGCAGAUUUUUGGCUGUAAAAUUAUAGUUGCUUCAGUCGAAGCAUGGACCGUAGAGUGAAAUCCGCCAUGCAUGAAGAGAAUAAAAUGCUUUGUUUGAUAA